AUGACUGAAGGAGCAGUACUGGGUAUCUGCUUAGUAUCCAUUCCAAAACCGUAUUGGAAGGGUUUGAUCGAGAAAGAGAAUUUACCUGUUUCACCUAGAUUUAAGAGGAAAAGACUUGGAUCCAAGACUGAAGUUGAAGUCUUAACAUCAAUCCCUCCACCCAUAUAUUAUUCUAACCUUGAGAAGAGUUGGAACACUACAAAUUCAAGUAAGCAUGAACCAAUUUUUCACCAAUAUGAAUACAUGGAUGAUAUAUCUAAUGAAGAACAUGUGAGGCAGGCUUUAUCUGUAAAUCUGUUUGAAAAUCUUAAUUCAAUUACGGCUUUACGAGAACCAAGAGAAAAUAGUAGAAGUGAAAACCGCAUGGGUCUUGAGCAAAACCCAUACCCCGAGAAACUUUCUGUUGUGGAUAUUUUACGCCAGAGAUUUGGGUAUUUGGUUGACAAUCAUUCACAGUAUGGGAUACUCUCAACGUACAACCAAAACUGGUUCAUUAAGAGACCCAAUGAUGAACCUCGUACUCUGGAAAUUUCCCCAACGAUAGAUAUACAAUCGGAGAAUCCUUCAAUUCUUAAAUGUUAUGCCUACAUACAACAUCUGUCGAAAACAGAUACUGGAUGCGCUAGUCCUGGUCUAACACCACUAUCUUCACCAUCAUACGGUCAUAGUUCAAAUGAUAGUUCGGAUAAUAUAUCCUUAGG
This is a messenger RNA of Funneliformis mosseae, 701 nucleotides long. The record is from the annotation of a GenBank genome assembly. Lineage: Eukaryota; Fungi; Glomeromycota; Glomeromycetes; Glomerales; Glomeraceae.